Messenger RNA from Maudiozyma barnettii, 702 nucleotides. RefSeq names its product putative gag protein. The record is from RefSeq and is a predicted model, not a curated record. NCBI's taxonomy places the organism in Eukaryota, Fungi, Ascomycota, Saccharomycetes, Saccharomycetales, Saccharomycetaceae. Bases 1 to 702 code for a protein of 233 amino acids. The transcript has a single exon.
AUGUUAGCCUUUUUAGUGCUGCCGCUACAUAUUCAACAGGUUAUGAGCCCUGUCGCUUUAAAAGAGAAUCCGUUGUCUAUUAAACUCUCUGGACCCAAGCAAUUUAAGACUUGGUUUAUCCGUUUAAAGCAACAUCUAAUCCGUCAUUCCACUGAGUGGUCUGAGUAUGCCUCAACCGGCAAUAUUUCUUCUGUCAUCGAAGAAUACAAAAUGUCUAAACAGGCAUCCAACACUGCUAUUCAGUUAUUAAGUAGUGCUUUAAUUGAUCUAAUCAAACUAUCCACUGAGGGUGAAGCUAAUAAUUUGGUGUAUAAUAUUAGUGACACUAACGAACUUCAAAGUGGUAAAAACUUAUUAGACACUAUUAUUAAUACGUAUCAGAUGUCAAAUGUGCGUUAUAAUUCUGACAUCUGGACACCAUUGCUUGACAAUGCUAACAAACCAUUAGAAGACAAGAUCAAAUAUGCAAAUGAUCUUGCUUCUAAAAUUUUUGAACCAAAUGAAUUUGACAAAGAAUUCAUGAACAACUGUUCGCCAGCUAUCCUUUUAAAAUACAAGGAAAAUAUUAAUUCCAAGAAGAAUGAUUUUAUUGGAUAUUUUUUAUUGGCUUUAUGUCCUGACUCUCAGAAACAUUGUCUAAGUUUCAUGGGUAAUCUUACCAAGAUGAAUCACGUUGAACAGUUAGUAAUAAUUUCUUACUAA